UCCUGGUUCCAUCUCUGUUAUCGUUAGCUUGGUUAAUACAGUACUAUUUACUCUCAAAAUUCAGCGAGGCCGAAAUCGUUCCAAAAAGAAAUGUUUGUAUGUUUGGAAUUACAUUUAAAACUAUGUAACAUUACCAAGAAGAUAAACUUGUUUUCUAAGUGAAUCAACAAGCUUUUUCUUGUCGUAAUUUUACGCGACACAGCCUCUGUGUUUACAGUGAGUGUUGUAUAAUUUGCACUACGGGAACUGCAGCCAUGAUGGCGUCUAGUUAUAACGCUAAGGAAGAGGACGGGAACCCCUCUAGUGCUACGGUCCACGGAGGAGCAGGAACUGUAAAAAACAAAAAGCCGGACAAUACUGCGUUUAAACAGCAAAGACUACCGGCAUGGCAGCCGAUUUUGACAGCGGGGACUGUUCUCCCUGCUUUCUUCGUUAUUGGUCUCAUCUUCAUUCCUAUCGGCAUUGGUCUCUUCGUGACAUCAAACAACAUCAAGGAGUUUGAGAUAGAUUAUACUGGUGUUGAUUUGUCAAGUCCGUGCUUUAACUGCUCUCAAAACUACAUCUGGAACAGUACAACGCCAUGUACAUGCUCUGUCCCCUUUUCUCUGGAUCAACCUUUUGAGAGCAAUGUCUUCAUGUACUACGGAUUGUCCAACUUCUAUCAGAAUCACAGGCGUUAUGUGAAGUCCAGAGAUGACAGCCAGUUGAAUGGAGACUUGUCUUCUCUAAAGAACCCCAGCAAAGAAUGUGAGCCAUACCGCACUAGUGAGAACAAGCCUAUUGCUCCAUGUGGUGCCAUCGCCAACAGUCUUUUCAAUGACACUCUGGAUCUCUAUUACAUUGACCCCAAUGGCUCCAGAACUGCUAUUCCUCUGGUGAAGAAGGGUAUUGCAUGGUGGACCGACAAGCAUGUGAAGUUUAGGAACCCUGCUGGAAACAACCUGACUGUAGUGUUCCAAGGCACAAGCAAACCUGUGAACUGGAGAAAACCUGUGUAUGAGCUGGAUCCAUCCGAUUCGGACAACAAUGGCUUCAUCAAUGAGGAUUUCAUUGUGUGGAUGAGGACGGCAGCCCUGCCCACUUUUCGCAAGCUUUACCGCAUCAUCCAGAAGAAGCCCAACAACAUGUCCCCGACUCUCCCCCGAGGGCAAUACAUCCUGGACGUCACCUACAACUACCCGGUGAGGAGCUUCGAGGGCAGAAAGCGUAUGAUCCUGAGCACCAUCUCCUGGAUGGGUGGGAAGAACCCCUUCCUGGGCAUCGCCUACAUCACUGUGGGCUCUGUGUGCUUUUUCUUGGGCAUCGUUCUGCUAAUUAUCCACCACAAAUAUGGCAACCGUAACAACAAUGCAGACAUUCCCAAUUGAGUGGUUGGUUUCCUGUACGCAUGCCUUGGUCCUGCAAACAAUGGUCUGGCCCUGCCCUGGACUGCUUGCUGAUUCAACCUGAAUGCACUGGUGGUUGUUCAUGUGUUUUGUGUUGUCAGGCUGCAGACCAAUGUGAUUUUUUUUUUUCUUUUAUUAAGAAGCACAGUAUAUAUUCAGCACGUUCCUAUAAGGAAUCUAUUUUAUAGAACUUGGGGAUUUUAAGUGACAGGGAAACCAUUCUGUAUCAUACAUUUCUACCUGAAGUUAUUGGAUGAAUGUCCUGACUAAUUUAAGUGAGUUACAGAGUGUUUUAGACCUUGUGUGUGUAUAAAAAUGGGAUGAGACCCACGAAGGCUCUGGAAGUUCUAUGUAUGUGCAUUACUGAUGAAAGUGUACUCAAGUAUAUUAGUGUUUCUGUUUUCUAUUUAUGCAGAUGUUACUUCAAAGGGGAACACAAAUAUUUGAGUAUUUUUGUCCUGAAUUGCUUCAGUGAUGUCUAUCUUAAACAACGUUUCAGUCACAUUUUGUUUUAUAUCCUGCUGAUGAUUGUACUAAUGUUUUUAAUUUACGUACCUCUGAGACCAUUUCCAAUUGGCCAACAUUUGGAAUGAGGAACAAAAGCUCACAUUCAUGCUUCUGGUUUGUUCAUAAUGGUGGCAAGCAUUUUUUGAGUGAUGAAAGCAGUUAUAGAUUUGACCAAAUAAAUGUUCGUAUACAGAUUU
Molecule: messenger RNA, 2089 nt
Organism: Esox lucius (northern pike)
Lineage: Eukaryota; Metazoa; Chordata; Actinopteri; Esociformes; Esocidae
Product: cell cycle control protein 50A
Exons: 7
Coding region: 255-1367 (370 amino acids)
Biological process (GO): phospholipid translocation
Cellular component (GO): endoplasmic reticulum; Golgi apparatus; plasma membrane
Source: RefSeq, a predicted model, not a curated record